AUAUGUCUAUCGUGUUCCAUUUAUUUUGUCCCUUUGUGUGUUUGCUCAUUUAGGAAUUUGUAAGGAUUUUCUUAUCAAUUACCCUGGUGCAACAUUAAGACAAUACACGAAAAACAGAGCAUUGCUAUUUAGAUUUUAAAUGCAGACUUUAUUUGUGUAUGAGAAGGAGAAGCGAUUUGAGUGGUAAUUAAAUGACAUGACAACACAGAUCUGACAAUUAUAUUAAAUUCAGAGUUUCCACUUGGAUGUGUCAAAAGAAAUGUCCAAUCAAUAGUAGCUCUAAAGCUUACCCAGUACUCAAAGUUGGUACGAUGCAGUGGACAUUUUGGUACAUAAUCAAGAUUAAAGGCUUGAGCCACCCUUUAUUUCUUUAUAUUUUUCUUCCAAGGAGCCAGACCUUCUUGUUAUUUUUUAAAAUAAUCUUGAGCAUUAGUUCUUCAGGCUUUCUGAAGGUCUUUUGAGGUUUUUCCUUAGAUGUCGGCUGCAUUUUCACUCACCUUCAGUCCAGUCCUUUCAAUAACGUGACAUAUUUUCAGAGGAAUGUUUUUCUGUUUAUUAAACCACCUAAUGUUGACUUAUGAACGAUCAGGAUAAACAAGGCACCUAAUUCAAGGGAUGAACCAGUGUUGCAUCUACUCACAAAAGACAUCUUUAGAAAGAACCAAAGUAACCUGUUGCAAAGACACUUGAAUUGUUUCCAAUUCUUUAGUUGAAGUUAUAGAAAAUGCCAAACACUGACAGGCAUAAAUUCAUAUUUUUUCAGCAACAAGGUGAUUUUCAAAUAGCUACUAGCCAAAAUCUUGGCAUAUCUUAGCAUUAAAGCCUCAUCAGAACUCAUCAGAAGUUGGCCAUCAAGAAGCCAUUCUUAAGGAAGCAAAACAGGGAGAAAAGGCUGAAGUAUGCCAACUUUUAAGAACUGGGCUGAAAAAUCAGUGACAAUAGGUUUUAUGGAAUGAUGAACCCACAUUCAUCAUUUUUAAUUCAAAUUGUCAUCAUUGUAUACAAAGGAGGUCAGGAGAGUAGGUGUCUAAAGCCAUCUGGGAAACACGGUGGAAGCUCUGUCAUGGUUUGGUUUGGGGCUGCAUUUCACCCAGUGGUGCUGGAGAUCUUGUCAAAACUGAUGGAAUAAUGAAUCCACAAAAGGAAAGUCAGAUUUUUAUCUGCCAUGCAAUACCUUAUGGAAAAGAUUUGGAUGCCAACAGCUUAGUUUUUCAGCAUGGAAAUCAUCUCAAACGUAUUGCUAAUGGAGUAAAAAUGUACCUGGAAAAAACAGAUAUGAGUCAUGGAUUGGUCUCCCCAGAGCCCAGACUUCAACAGUACUGAAGCAGUGUGGGUUAAUCGUGUGAGAGAAUUGAACCAAAGGCAGCCAACAUACAAAGAAGAGCUUUGAAUGUUUUUGAAGAAGCCUGGAGAACUUUUCCUAAAGACUGCUUAAAGAAAUGACAAGAAAGCUUGCAGAAGAGUUUAUGCUAUGUUGAAGAAUAAUUGAGCUCAAGCUCAGUAGAAUUGUAUAACUCUGUUUUUACCUAAUAUAUUGUACUUCCAUGUAGGUUUUUCUUUUGCCAAGAAUAAAAAAAAAUAAUCAGCACAUGGCGACACGUUUCCCAACUCAGCAGAAAAACAGCAAGUAUGGCAGCCCUCCUGUUCAUUCACCAGCCUUUUAAUGCUAAUGCAAUCAACAGAGUGUACAAUUUCACACCCCUCUGUAGCGUGGAAUGUAUUAAACAAUCCAUCAAUCCAGUCACAGCCUUUGUGUGGCUGGAUUGAUGGAUUGACGACUGAGAGUGUUAGGACAAAUACUCAGUAGAUGUCGAGUGUCAUUUUAAAAUUUAAUUUAGAUGAAUUAAGGCAGAUAGGAAAACUGUUGAUGUGCUUCUCGGGUGUAAAUAUGACUAAUUAAUGUUGCACGCAUAAUAUCUACAUGUUCAUGGACCUGCAAAUGCAGAGAUGUGCUAUAGACUUUGAAAGACAAAUGUGAAAGUUAAAGCUCAUAGUGUAAUGCUGCUCAUCAACUGCUUAAUGAAGCGGUAAAUGAGGUGUAUGGAACCAUAUGCACGUCUCAUAUUCUCUUUGAGGUGAGAAGUAAGGUGUACAUGUUGGGGAUGCACAUGGGCGUGAAAGAUGUGUGCGCUGAAGGCUCAGCAAUUCAUCGGCUGCUCGUUCUCUUCUUUGAAAAGAUGAAAGCACAUUUCUUACAUUGCAUACAAUAAAACAGUAGCUGUCCUUGAGCCUGUUACUUUUUUGCAAUGUUUAGUUAAAGAGCAGAUUAAGUGAUUAAAAUUCCUCAGCUAUUUUUUUCCCAGUGGUCUGGAGUAUGUAGCCUGUUUGUCAGCUGUUGCAAACCUAUUCAGCUUGUCUUCAAUGUUUGAAUAAAACAGGCAUAAAAAGAAUACAAUAUGGAAUACAAUAUACUUUUAAUGUGAAUAUAUCGGGUGUGCCUAUUUUACAAUUCAAGACCCCAAACACAGAGCAAACUGAUAAUACUGAGCAAUGUGUGCCUAAAUAGAUUAGAAAAAAAUGUGACAGCUUGAUUGACUGCAGUAGGUAGAAAAAACCUUUGUCAUCUAAUACUACACAUGCUGUCUUCUGGCACAGCCAAGGCAAGUGCAAGCUUGAAGCAUGGUCUACAGGCCAGUGAUAAAGUACUGUAAUUUUUUUUAAUCAAUAUGUAAUGCAGCGCUCUUCAUUUAUUUGCAGUUCAUAUUAUACUGCAAUAUUGCAACGACACAUAGGACUACAUCCAUGCAGCAUUUCUCUUAAGUUUGAACUCUUCUAAACUGGCCAACAAUCACACUGACAUAUUAGAGCGUCAAGGAAAGUAUAUAAGGAAAGUUAAAAAAAAAAGAAAAGAAAAAAAGAUUACAGGUAAAAAAAAUACUAAUUCUCAAACUGCUGCUAUUGAACCAUAAGAUUUGUACUUGAUUUUUCUCAGCUGUAAGGUGGGACAUUAGGGCCACAUGAAGUAAACAAUAUUAGUCAAAUUGUCAAAAUGCGGAGAUUAAUCUUGCACCAGUCUCUGCUUUUGUCCUUGCUCUAAUAAAAGGAUGUUGUGCUUCUUGGGUGCCAUGGCCUUCAGCUUAAGUGGGUUCAUGCUGUGUGUGUUAGAGGCUAAGCAAGUAGCAUUUCUACUACAUGGUUCUGACACUGUUGAAGGUUGCAUGAAAACAAAAGAGUUUUUUGUUCUUAAACUGUAUGUCAGUCAGUCAUGAAACUCUCUUCUGUCACCAUCAGUCAGUAAAAUAAGGAUGACUCUAAAUGUUCAGUGAUGCGAGCCUCUUUUUGAAUAUACAGUUUUCACCCACUUCCAGUCAUUUACCAAUAUGCCACACUGCAGACCAGUAGCAAGGGAAAUAUCUACUCAUUAAGAAGAAUUCACCAAAAUUCUCUGUGCUAUAGAUUAAAAUAUGAUGCACAAGCAUGCUCGAAAGAAAUUAAAUAUCAAAUUACUUUGUUUGAAAGUAGGAGACUGAUUAAUAACAUGGGAGCCGCUUGAGCGAGUAGAUGUAGAUUAGUGUAAAGCGGAAAAAUUACAUCUGACAUGGCCAAAUCAUGCCAAGAAUUAGCCAUUUAAAACUUUAAGAAGGGUCUCUUUGGGCAAGGAACCAGAGGAGAGAUGGUUGGGAGUGAUGUGCAGCAAGAGGUCUAGAUUGCAGCGACUCUGCCUCGCAAUUCACAGGACUUCUGCUACUAACAUCUAGGUGCCAGAUACCACAGGGGACCUUUAGAGGUCUUACAGAGUCCAUGCCUGGCUGGUCAGUGCUGUUUUUGCAGCAAUACCAAAGCAUAUUAGGUAAAGGUGUUCCUAAUACUUAAGUCUACAUAUGGCUUAUGUAUCUAUACAACUUUAUCUUGAUCAUCAUUUAUAGCAAAAAAGACACAAAUAUGGUCUUUCUUCAAAUAAGCAUUCUUUCUAGCAUCUUUAUUCCACAGACAAUGGAUCACUGCAUGGUGACAGCACUUUCAAACCAGCAGCAAUAAAAUCCAUAAAUCUGAUACAUGUUGAUAGGUUCAGGAUCAGAAUACCAAAGUGUUAAAUUGUAAUCCAACUUCACUUCAAAGAGAUGCUAAAUGCACACACAUGGAAAAGGCACAAAAAUGAAGAAAGAUACUCAACAACUGUUAUUGGAAACACAACGCAAAUAAGCAUCUGUUCAUUUCUGCCAUUCUGUCUGACUCAUGUAUAGAUUUUACACUGAAUAUAUGCAGUGUUCUCAUUAGUAUUGCUGGAUAGAGAUUGGCCGUCAUUGAAAUAUAAUACAGAUAAAGCGGUUUCCUGCAAAAUGAUUAGUAUCCCUGUAAUUGGUGCCAAGGUACAAGAACUAAGUCAUUUUUUGUGGUGUGAGAAUUGGCCAAGUGUCCACUGAAAUGCUUGCAAAUUUACUGCUGAGAUUAACUACUUAAAGUUCCUAUUUUUGAAGAAAAGUCCAAGUUAUGCAGAUGAUAUAUAUUAUUACACUAAACUAUAUAUUUCAGCUUAAUAAAUCACACUAAAAACCACAAAAAAGGCAUUUAGAUGUCUGGGGCUCUUUCAUCGUAAAUUAAAGUGAUGAAACCUCAAUUUUCCAUUGCCCUUGAAACUAUUUACAGUUUAUAGGUUCAUGCAGUGAUAGCUCUACUGCAAUGCUGAAUACUUGUUAGUUCUACAUGAUCAGUCAGUGCUAUGCUGUAUGAGUCCUGCUACUGUUAUAGCGCUCCAUACAGCAUUGUGGGAUUACACAAAUUCUUCUUUCUUGUCCACAUUUAUUCUAUAUUAGCCAGUACACAGGACAGCUAGUGUGCAACUGUUUUCUACUAUCACGGUUUUUAGGUCCAAGCGACACAGUCUCAGAGGCCACUGUAGCUCCAUGCUAAGAGAAAAAAGGUCUUUAAGCAAAUUGUUCUGAUGCAGCUCGUCACCUUGGACCGAAGACCCUCUCCCAUUGUAGUCCAAGCCUCUCAAACCCCAAUUGAGGGAAUCUGCCUUUAAACAGUCCAUGUGGAUUGAGUGAGCCCAGGGUCCGCCUUCUCCAGACCCUUAGGGCUAUAUAAAGCUCCACCAGAGCCUCUCAGGGGUUAGAGGAAUGUGAUUGCCAAACAGAGCCCUGGACUUUUGACACACACUCACAUGCAGUACAUACAGCCUUCAUGCUGGCACCCAUGCUUCACACGAUGGUUGAUUUCUCAGAGAAAUACCUGGAAAGGUAAGAGCAACUGUGUUGGGCGUGUGUGGAUUUAACUGCGGUUUGAAUGUUGUUAACGAGAAUUAGAAACAUCAGCAGGGAGAUUGAGAAAAGUGUGAGCAGGGGCUGGUUUGAGUCCCACAUGGAUUAUUGCUCUUAGGCUGGUAGGAAGCUAUCUGACCUCUACAUGGAUCUCAUUUGACAGUCACAAUGAGGGAAAAGAGUCCCCCGCGAGGCUGAAGGACUGAGACUAUUUUGGAGGAAACAGCUUUUACUUCUAACUUGAGGCUGUCCCUUUUUCUUAAUAUACGCAGCCUGGAUUUCAGGAAUAGGAUUGCUCAUGUGGUCUUUGUGGCUAGGAAGGUGAGUUUCUCUGAAAUAGAGCUCUUUUUUUAGCCUUGAUUGAGGGAGAUGGUGGACGUGAUGGUGUUAUAUUUAUAGACAAAAUUUAGGACAAUUCCCUUUUUCAUUGUUCUUCCAGGAAUAUUCAAGGGCUACUUCCUGUUGGUUAUGAUUCCCAUGAUUAUUAUCUUGAUGAAUUUGGCUUGUGUUUCUGGACACCACUGUUUCGUGAGUGAAGAAUCUACAAUGCAAGUGCUUACAAUUUCCCCACAUAAAUCUCACAGUUAUUUUGACACAACCCUUGACCCGUUAUAGCGACACACACACAAAUACACAACAGGCACAUGUGCCAGCACAGCGUUAUUUGUGUGUCAUGUCCAGCAUCUAGUUCACAGGCAAACGGCCUUGAGUAAACAAGAUCUGCUGGACACAAGACUGCGCAAAUAUGGGCUUAACAAAAGUUUAAGCACAGUUAUUAUGAUAAAUGUAGUGAGCGGUAUACUGCAAUGAAGUGGAGGAUUGGAUUUGUCUUGUGCUUAUAUGGUACACUGUGCUCUGCAAUAUGUCUGUCUACAGCUGUCUCCCCAUGUGCUACAAGAGCCUUUCCCAGAGAGUGCGGCCUACUUUCAAGAACACCAGGAAUAGCCAGGGGGGUGCUAUUAGUACGACUAAUGUGAGCCAAGCAAAGAGGGAAUAAAGAGCAUGGAAACCUGCAGAUAAUUGCAGCGCAAAAGACCUUUUGCUCCUUCACUCAAGCACGUAAAAGUGUUCUCUCUCGCAGAGAAGCAAGCAGGCGCAUAGCGUGCGUACACAUUAUACCUGCGCCUCACUUUUUGCAGUGGUCACUGUGUUUAAUAAAGCAAAAACAGCAGCAUAGAUAUGGAAAAGGACUAGAGGCCGAUUUAGAGCUCAAGAGAGGCAGUAAAGAGGAACUUUAAAUAGAGAGGUACUCAAGGUCAGAGGCUGUGAGGACUGCGACUGUGUAUGUACCAUUAACACAUAAAGAGCAGAGGUACAAAGAGCACCGGAUAGAUAACUGUUCAGCACAGUAUUAUGGUUAAGUGACUUUUGUCAAGUACAAGAAGACUUUCCAUCUCCAGGACUGAACAAAAUGAUACGUAAAAUUAUGUAACUGCACUUUCUUCUGCCUUUUUAUGUGAGAAGCAGCAGGCUUUGCCAGUAUUACAACUGCUUCAUGUUUUUAUGUUGCUCUUUUAUUAUUUUUAUAUGUGUGCUAAUGGUUCAAAGGGGCUUUAACCAGGACGUUCUUCCUUUGUUUGGGUGAUUAUUUACAUUAAUGUGAUUGUGAAGAGUCGUCCGCACAAAUCACUUAAUCUAGCUCUGUAAGAUAGUGAAAACCAGGACUAUGAAAGCCUUUCUUGAAUUGGUGGAAGUGGUGUUUACUUCCGUUGACCAAAUAAUCACACACGCAAUUUAUUUCAUGGCUGCAGCAGCAGAGUUCCUGCAAUUACUGAAAGGCAUACACAGAAACAAAGUGUUAAUGCACUCCAGGCUGUGUUGAUUUAAAUAGAGAAUGGUAACAUGUGUCACUUAUUCCACAGCUGGCAUUGUGUUUGAGUUUGUUUGUUGUUGUUUUAAAUGGAUGGAAAGAUCAUUUAAGAAGAUGAUGUAAGCUGCUUGGGUGUGCAGUAUCCAGUGGCAUCCACUUGGUGGCAGAAGAGAAACAUACAUUUCCUUUAGCUGUUGUGACAUCAUUGUCACAUUAUUGACACAUGGGCUCAGCUUGUAUAAAACCAGACAGAAAUACAUAAAGCAGCUUUGUGAUGGGAAGAGUGAAUUUUUCAGCUCUUAUAAAACGCUACUUUCUUUUUUUUAAACUCACAUGCACUUGCAAGACAGAGCUUUCCUUUAUGUUAACACACGCCCAGCUUAAACGUAAAUUGCUUCGGGUACAAACUAAAUAUAGAACCGUCUAAUAAACCCGGCCCUGAUGUUACGAGUUUUUUUUAACAGCACAAGGUUUUUCUUUUUCUUUCCCAGCAGUAAUAUCCUUCAGACUCGAGCGGUUCACGAGGAUGCCGUGUAAGAGCCCUGUACAGCAGUUAAACAUCUGGAUUUGAGUCUGUUUCACGCAGAGCGCUUGUGCUAUAGCAAUCAAUGGAUGAGUCAUCUUCUCUUAAAGAUAUUUCCAUUUCCCCGGUUACCUGGCCUGAAAAAAAGGCUCUCACAUGGAUUUUUCUAGAUCUAUAUCACAGCUACAGGGCUUUUUUCAUAGAACAUUUGCAUUUUUCACCAUUUCAGCAUUAAAGGAAGUACAAAGGAGCACAAGAGUGAUAAACACAGGCCCUUUUAGUUCCUGUUAAUUUCACUGUACCAAAGACUGGCUGCAUUUCUCCAUCAGGGCACUUAUUGUGUAGUUCUAAAUUAAUGGGAGGGAAUGUAACAAAGCAGCCAGAAUUUUAAUUUGCAUCUGAUUUUAGACAAGAAGGGCAGGUGCUUAUAUUUUCAAAAAAUAUAGGGUACCGGUAUACUAAUGCUAUUAGUUUUUCUAACAAGGAAGCCAGUUUUUCCACAAGAAAUUCUCUGCUGCUGCUUGUUUGCAUGAAAUCAGAAUACCGUGUGAUUUGAAGCAGCUUGUGAUCCAUUUAUUUCCUUCUGCUGAUCCAGUCCUGGGUCAUGGGAGACUAGAGACCAUCCCAGCUGCAAACUAAAAUAAAAUUUAAAAAAAUCUAAAACAGGAAUAUUACUAUCUCUAAACAUCUUCCAGAAAGAUAAUGAAAGCAAGAAAAACAUAAAUAGAUAAAAGAUCUCAUCAGCACUUUCUUUUUCAGGUUACAGCUCUUUACAGUUUCCUUCUUUCUGGACUAUCCCACAAGCACCCCAUGUGAAACCAUAAGUCUGAAAAGUGCAAAUACUCCUUUUUUGUGGUCACACGAUCCUGAUUUUAAAGGAGCGAUUAGCAUUUUGCUAACCGUUCGUGCACUUGUGUGGUUACAUGUGUACAGGCAUGUUUCUACUUCACCUGUCCUGCAGCCUUUGGAAAAACUCAAAUCAGCAGCGAACUUUGUUCUCUGUAGCUGCGACGCUGCGUUUAAGCAUUGCAAAAAUUGCAAAAAUAUACACAAACACACUGGUAGAGACUUUGAGUUUUCCAACACCUGUCUGGCAUGAAAGCUCCAGUGAAGUGGGCACGAGCUGGCACAGGUGCAGAGGGGUUCUUUGAAAUGGUUGUAUGUCUGUUCUUUUAUUACUCUCCAUGAAUAUUCACGUGCUAUAUUUGUGCUAAUCCGCAAGUGCCGGGCUCUUCCGUCCUCCUGUGUGUGCAUGUUUGAAUGAUAGCUGUCUAUAACUGGAAGCCCUGUUUCUUAAUUUGGGGUGUGCAUGCUCUCCUGGGGGGGUUGUCAGUUGGCAGGGGGACAGUUUGCAGUGAUUAGAGCCAGCCCAGCGCACAACGUUGUGCUGCAUUAUUAGCAGGCCAGUCAAUCCACAGUGGAAAUCAAAAGCAGGGACUCAGGAAAUGGGUGUUGAGUGAGGUCACAUCCCAAUGAGGCAGCACGUGCUCCAGGUCAGGAAAAGCCAGGACACGCACCAUGGGAUUAUGGGAAUACGCAGAAUCCUGCUGGGGGGGCCCAUGGGUACAGAGGACUGGUGUGCUACCUUAUCUGAGACUCGAUGUGGCGCAUGCGCAGCAGGGCGUCUCUGUGUGUAAGAUGGUUGGAGAAAGGUGAAACAGGUGAGGUGGGCGGUCAGGAGGGUGUUGGGUGCUGCUUCUGGAUGAAAGCAGCAGAGCACUUGGGGAUGUCACCAUGCGCCUUUGGCCUAGGUCAGUUUUCUCUCAGAAACCCCUCAAGGCACACGGAGAAUGGCGUGAUGAAACAGAGGAGUGAGGACUGAGUCUCUCUCCUCCUUCUCUGCCACAUUCGUUUAGUCCCUGCCGAGGAACCUGCCAGGGACACAUCUACAGGAAAGGCUGUUAGAGAAAUUAGAUUGACACGAGAGGCGCUGACAAGAAGCGGCGAAAAAAGGAAAUUGACAUCUGCUGCUGGAGAAUUCUGUGCCAUCACACCAACAUAUCCGGCUGACAACUAGAAUGGCCAAAGACAUGAAGAAUCGGCUGGCUUUCCUGCGGAGGAGGAAUGAGUCCCCAGGAAGCAACCCAGCCGGGAAGUUAGACAAAUCUAUGAAGUCAGUCAAGCCCACCCCAGAGGAAGCGCUCAAAUGGGGGGACUCGCUUGAUAAGCUGCUGUCUCACAAAUAUGGUCUGGCAGCAUUCAGAGCUUUCCUGCGCACAGAGUUCAGCGAAGAGAAUCUGGAAUUCUGGCUAGCAUGCGAGGAAUACAAGAAGAUCAAGUCACAGUCCAAGAUGGCCUCAAAAGCCAAGAAAAUAUUUGCAGAAUACAUCGCUAUCCAGUCUUGUAAAGAGGUAAAUCUGGAUUCAUACACUAGAGAUCACACUAAGGACAACCUGCAGAAUGUGACACGCUCCUGCUUUGACCUAGCUCAGAGGCGGAUAUACGGGCUGAUGGAGAAGGACUCAUACCCCCGAUUCCUGCGCUCUGAACUCUACUUGGACUUAAUCAACCAAAAAAAGCCUAGCUCCACUUCAACUUCAUCUUCGUCAUAAGAGACUAGAAAAAAAAGAAGAUGAAGAGAAGAGAAAGAUGAUGAGAGUAAAAAAGAGGCCAGACUUGAAAAGUUAUACGUAGAGUGGGUGGGAUGUGCGCUUCUUUGUCUGCCUUUAUUUUUUAUUUUUGUCCAACAGUUUGUUCAUUAUUUUCUGUUGUGGUGUGAGAGGUCACGGCAAACAUAUGGCACUGCAAAGGAAUGUAGUUUACAUAGUUAUGGGUGAGUGGCUCGACUGAUGAGUGGAUGGAUGGAUGGAUGCAGACGCCCAUGAGCAAGGGCUGGAGCAGGAGCUGGACGCUUGUCUCAUCACUGAUUUUUGUUCUCCUUUUUUCAUUCAUAUUGUCAGCAAAAAAAAAAAAUCAAUUUGUUUGUGUUUUUGUCCAGUUGUACUGGAGUAAAGGAGGAGUUGCAUCAUAAAAAAAAAAGAGAAAUCCCUGCGACACGAAGACAGUCCGGUACUGUUUUAUCACUUUUCCGCCCCCUUCCUUUAUUUCUUUUGAGAAUUCCCUGCUUUGCUCCAUCACGUCUCUCUCUGCGAAGCAACUUCAAAGCUGUCGGUACGACGCGACGUCCUCUUCCUUCACGUUCUCUCAUCAGACUCUGUGACAGAGGAGGAAAAAUCAAGCUGAUGUCUGAAUGAAAAGCCACCGCCAUGGCUCUGGUUUCACACGCAUCCGUUUAAACCCUGCUUCCGCUCGAAGCUUCUAUAAAUGGCUUUCACCUUAGUUUGUUCAUAAGACUGUGGAAAGACGACGUGAGUGUUCAGCACAAAGACAAAGACGGGCAAAGAACACAGACGUAUAAGUAGUAGAUGGACUGGAGCUGUGACAAAACACAAAUAUGUGUCUCACAUUAAAAGACAUUAAAAUCUACAAACACACAAAAAAACCCAAGACGACUUGCUUCCCGUCUCCAUAGACUGUUUACGACAAGGAAGGAAAAUCCAAGAGGAAGAAGAUUAAAAACAUCUCCUUUAACAUUGUAGCUCAUUAUGGACUAAUCAAGGAACCAUUCUCAGGACAUUGCUAUGACAGGUUACUGCUUAGUUUAUGUGCUUUUCUGUUUCUGUUUUUAUACACAGUUUUUUUUACAUGCUUUAGGGUUCCAACAUGCACUCCCCGCUCUUACUGAGCAAUACACGAGAGGUUGCUCGUUUCACAGAGAAAAAAAAAAAGCUUCACAUGUACAAAGGUUUGCUAUUUAUUUAGAUUAACUUGCUGGAUGCUUCUGCAGACUUCCUCACGUCCUCCAAGGCACUCAGCUGAAAGCUCUCACUGUUCAAUUUAACCACCAAACAGGUCCAGUGCUGUCCUGAACUUUUAAGUGCAAUAUUUUAUUGUUUCUUUUUAUUUUUUAUUUUAUUUUAAUAUGAUAUUUGGUUUGUUUCUUUGGUCGUUUUUUUAAUGGGGAAGACAGAACAGUUUGAGCUCUGUAUUAACUUUAUUUGUUAAGAGAAAAAAAAUACUUAGAGCUAUAAGGUUGACUUACAGCGUAAACUUUCAAGAAGCAUAAGUAGUUUAAGCAAGUGAUUCUAACUGUGUUAACUCUCCCCUCCCCCCCGGCAGCAGGCAGCUGGGGGAAGGGGGCAAUAUGGUUGUAAAUAUAAUUCUUUAAGAAAAAUAUGUGAUAGCACAUUUAAAAAAAAAAAACGAAACAAAAAAACCCCAAAAAAGCCAAACAAGUCCCUGCUGGUGAUGAACGUGGGACCCGGCUGUAUCUAUGUAAAUAUGAGAGACUCAAAACUAUAAGAUGACAUGUAUUGUUUAAAAAAUAAAAAUAAAACAUUAGGUGAGCGAGAGCAGGUACAGUCUGCUCUUUUCCCUGGUCAUACACUGCUUGUAAGGAGUAUCAUUAUCACUGUUUACAAUUCAAAAUGCAUCUCCGGUAAUAGCAAGUGAAAACAGUAGAGUACAUGUGGUGUCAUUGCUAAUGAUAAAUAAACCAACCAACCGAUGACAUAA
This is a messenger RNA of Haplochromis burtoni (Burton's mouthbrooder), 12049 nucleotides long. RefSeq names its product regulator of G protein signaling 3a (gene rgs3a). NCBI's taxonomy places the organism in Eukaryota, Metazoa, Chordata, Actinopteri, Cichliformes, Cichlidae. Gene Ontology annotation, biological process: signal transduction. Bases 9553 to 10086 code for a protein of 177 amino acids. The transcript is spliced from 5 exons. Gene Ontology annotation, cellular component: plasma membrane; nucleus. Gene Ontology annotation, molecular function: protein binding. The record is from RefSeq and is a predicted model, not a curated record.